Mycena indigotica is the source of this 5055-nucleotide messenger RNA. RefSeq lists its product as uncharacterized. The record is from RefSeq and is a predicted model, not a curated record. Lineage: Eukaryota; Fungi; Basidiomycota; Agaricomycetes; Agaricales; Mycenaceae. The coding region runs from base 1 to 5055 and encodes 1684 amino acids. The transcript has 32 exons.
AUGGCCCAAGCUCGCGAUGCCCUUUGGGCAGCUGGUCAUGAUGAAGCUGUCGAGGUCAACCAGCGAGCACUUAUCGACAAAGUUCUCGCUCGAUAUAGCGGUGAAUUCACCGUAUUCAGAGAGCUGCUCCAGAAUUCGGACGACGCGCAAUCUAAGCAAGUAGAAAUUCACUUUCAGUCUGUCGUUUCCGACGACGCUAUCACACUACCCAACCUGAAGACUGCACUCUGUCAAACUUGGAUAUUCAAGAACAACGGGGUGCCUUUCACGGCGGUGCGCAUUAUCCACCUGCUAAAGUGGGACUUGACCAUUCUCCAGGCCGACUGGAAUCGCCUGAAGAAGAUCGCCGAAGGCAAUCCGGAUGAGGAUAAGAUUGGUGCUUUCGGUGUUGGCUUCUAUAGUCUAUUCUCCGUUACAGAGCAGCCCUUAGUCAAGUCUGGAGCUGAAUGGAUGGGUUUCUUCUGGAAAGACGGCAAAGACCAGCUUUUCGCGCGACGGGGUGCGUUGCCACCCGAUGAUACUGCACACGAUCAAGCUUGGACCUCGUUUGAAAUGCCCUUGCGACAACCCGUGCCUAUGCCUGUGGCAUUCGACUUUGCGCGGUUUCUGUGCUCAUCGAUCACUUUCAUGACCCAUCUCUCUCAAGUUCGCGUCUACUUUGAUGAGAAAUGUUUGGUGAAGAUAUCGAAACAAACAGGCAUUCCAAAGGCGCUAGGUCUUCCCAAGGGUCUCCAAAGCCGGAGUCGCUUAGGAACAAUGAAUGUAGCUGGUAUCAGCUCGACAUCUCUUCGCAUUGAAGCAGAAAUCAUGAGAUGGGUUUAUACUUCAGGUACCGAAAAGCCUAAACCUCAGUCAAAGCAACAUGAGAAGCAGUCCAACUUUUUUAGCUGGUUUAGUUUCAAUUCCACGCCUCAACGCGAAUCCACCCCACUCCCCGAACCUCCGGAGGAACCCGCAAAUCUUCUGAAGAUCGUCGAGACAAGUGUAUCUCUUUCCGUUUUCUCAGCCCAAGUGAAUGUCCGACUGGACAAGGCCGCUGCCGCCGAAUUGCACAGAGCCACCAAGAAAAACCCUCCCAACUCACUCAAAUACGAUCUUAUAUAUACAGCGAAAGAUGAGUACGACGCGAGCAGGAAAGAGGACGAGCUGCAACCAUUUACAACUGGUAGCGUCUUUCAAGGCUUGCGCGCCGACUUGGAAGGACUAGCGACACGUAUGUUCAUCGGACAUGCGACUGGUCAAACCACUGGACUUGCCGGUCACAUGAGCUCGCGGUUCAUCAGUACAGUCGAGCGUGAAUCAUUGGAUUUUGUGGAUCGCCAUAUCGCAACUUGGAACAAAGAGCUGCUAUGGGUCGGGGGAUACCUGGCCCGAGCUGCUUAUGAGCGUGAGCUAUCCGACAUUCGCGAGCUUUGGAGUGGCUCUGUCAAACAUGUUUCAUCAAAUGAAAAGGACGACGAGUUGCAAAAAUGGUUACAAGGACGUGCACUUCAUGCUCUAUGCUUUUUCACAUUCCAUCCCUCGACGCCUUCCGCGGAUGUUUCUAGUCUCCUCGAAGCAGCAUUCUUCUCAUGCGGUUCAAAUCAGGACUUUCCGCUCAUUUCUACUGUCGGCGUCCGACAAGCAUCUGCAAUUCGUUAUCCCAACCCCACAUUUCGUUUCCUCAAAGAGCUUCCUGUGCUGCCAGACAGCGUCAUUUCAGAGGCAUCUGGCAUUGUGAAAUCUCUGCAACACCGUGGCUUAGUCAAGCCUAUCACAUUCCACGACGUCUUGACUGAGUUACGCGCUCGGCCAUUGAACGAAGUUGACAUGAUAGCCUGUCUGAAUUGGUGGAUUCAGUCCUACAACGCAACUCCAGACCAAUCCAUGCUGUCGAUUCGCUCAGAACUGUUGAGCGCGGCGGUACUUAUCAUGGAAGACCAAAGGGUUCUUCAACUCAGCAGCAUCAAGCACAUUCUUAACCCACGGUCGUUUAUUCCUCUGGACGGGCCCUUGCCUGACGAUCUACUGCCUGUUGCGAUCAGCAAGCAUUUACCCAUCGCUUCACUUAGCAGCGCAUUUCCGUGGACUGAUCUUCCAAUCCAGAAGUGGUUGCGGCAUAUCUGCGACGUAAGGGCGUCGUGCUCUGUAGAAUUCAACUUGUCUGUGUCGGCAAUAUGGGCUGAACGAGUUCUGGUAGUACUCGCUUCGGCGUGGCCAUCCCUGUCAAACGAAGUCAAAGCAGAAAUCAAAGAUAUUCUUCGCUCUAUACCAUGCAUUCCCACUUCAGCGGGGCUUAAAUUGCCUGAAGAAUCUUAUUUUCUGAAGGCGGAUCUUUUCCACGACCUUCCCGUAGUCACAUUUGCAUCUGGAACAACUUUGAAACCUACACUCGAACGCGUGCUCGAGGCGCUAGGAGUUCGCAAGCAUGUUGAUCUCCAAAUUGUUUUCAAUCGCAUGAUCAAAACCAAGGAAUGGUCCAUCUUCGAGCUCACUCGUUAUCUUGUCGAAGUCAAAUCAUCUUUGACUCAGACAGAAUGGAAUCGGUUAAAAAUGACCGCCGCAUUCGUCCAAGAGGCAAACCCUGGCGAGGCCUCUGAAAAACGCAAACAGUCUUGUGCUAAAGACUUGUAUGAACCAUCAGACACAUUUCGUCAGCUAGGACUACCUGUGAUAGACUGGGGUGAACACAAAUGGCGUGCGAACUCAGAUCAAGCCAAACUCUUGUUCGAUCUUGGCUUACUUCGCUAUCCUCCACUGAAAGUUUUGAUCAAUCUUUGUGCAAACUCCGAUGAGAAGACCAGGCCUAUUGCUCUGAAAUACCUCAUUGAUAACCUUCCAACGAAAUAUCUUGACUAUGACCCUGGUGAUUUCUACGACAUCCCCUUCCUUCCUGCCUUGCGCGAUAAAAUGCCCACCAUGGGAUCUCCCAAAGAGGUUGUCGCUAAUGCUGAAUAUGUCGCCUUCGGAGUAUAUCUUGUGUUUGCUCUUGGGUCGGAUGCAGCGCUCAAACUGAAAAUACAACAAGCACCGCCUACAACUCGCAUUGUCGCUCUCCUGGAAUCGACUCGUCCACAGUCCCAACUUGAAGCUCGGAAAUGGUUCACCAUUCUAGCUGGGCGAAUAUCAGAAUUCUCAGGGUCCGAGCUCAAACGACUGUCGCAAACUGCCAUGGUUCCCGUUACGAAAGAUGGCAAAGAAUCGUCACUGCAAUGGUUACCCCCCAGCCAGUGUUUCUUUGGUCUGAACUCCCAGGCUGGCUUCCAUUCUAAGAUAUUCGUCUUUGUCGACUUCGGAAUAACCGGCAAUAGAUUCCUCGCCGCUUGUGGAACCAAAGAUUCACCGAGCAUCGAACAAGUGAGCCAGAUGUUACUGGCAGACCCUCACCACUUCUAUAAACUGGCUGAUUCUCCGACCAACUUCCUUUCUGAGCUUCGCAACCUCGCAAUCAACCACCGAUCAAUUUCUUCUGCUACACUUGCCAGGAUGAAAACGACACCUGUAUUGUUGGCUCUCCACAAGCCUGCUUCCUCCGGCGACGUGGAAUAUAACGACAAUCCGAUCGAGCAGUAUGAUCUCAAAAGAGCUGAUCAAAUCGUUGUCGUCGACGACAAUAAUUCACUGCAAUAUUUUGGCGAGUUUCUUUAUACUGCGCCGCAGGAGGACAUACUAGAAGAAUUCUACCUUCUCUUGGGAUCGCGAAAGCUUAGCUCUCUUGUCAAGGAGGAGUACAAGACUAGUGCUGAACUUAAAGACUCUCGGGUCUCCGCAGAAAUUAGAGCAUUGAUCUUGGAGAGACUUCCACUGUUUUUGCAUGAACACACGCAUGCCCGAACGCGAGUCAGCUUCAACUGGCUAAACAACGACAAUCACUUCGUUGUGACUAGCUACGGAAAAGUUGCGGUAACUAAAACGAUCAACUUUGGCGAUAUUCGGAAAUCCAAAACGCAAGAGGCGUCUGCAGUGGCCAAACGAGUCGGCAGCGGUCCUAUUCUUCUCUGGAUCGCCGGUAACUCACAAGUGGACAUGUACGAAGUUGCAACGUCACUCAAUCGUCUCUUGUUCGACUCCCCAAAGACUAAUGAUGCCCUUUUGUUCAUGACAAUACUUUCCACCGAUCUCAAGGCUUUGAAAAGACGUGGAUAUAAUGUUGACAGAAUACUGAAACAACAGCAUGCCAUUCGUCAAGAAGCCCUCGCACAACAACAAGCACAACAGGCCAAGCUAAAUGCUAAUAGUAAUCAGCUGAUCUCCGCACCACCUGCUCCCGCGCUUCCAUCGAUACCCACCACCACGACCACCCCUCUACAGCCAACACCAGCGCAACAAACAAGCAAUAGCCCACCGGCAGCAGAGAAGGCUCCUCCUCUGUCAACUGGAGUGAUGAGCUCGUUGAAGCGACGAUUGAAUGCUACAAUCCAUCCAAACGAAAAAUCUGGUGGUCUUCCUCCUCCUCCCAUACCUGAUAAUUCCCGCCCACGUCCGUCCUCCUCCAAGUCCGCCACCCCAUUGAGUCACAUUUCGUCUAACAUUAACAUGGCAAUCCAAGCCUGCCGCCCGGAGUCAGGAAACCUACUUCGAAACCGCGAACAAAUGCAGCAAGUGAACGAGUCUCUGAAUGAAGGCUACUGCGAUAUUUCAGGGCGAGCAGGCGAUCUGACCGCGGUUGGUGAAGUCAGCGGCAUCAAGGUCUUUGCAUCGCACGAGGUGCCAAAUCUCCACGCCCUUAUACCGUCCAAAUACGACUCCCUCAACCGAUUUGCACCAAUCAUCCGGGGGUUGGCUCAAGUAUAUACUCUCCCUCUAACGAGCUUGCAUAUUUUUUACGAUGUUGACGGUGGUCUGAUUGCGUUUAAUCGUGGCGGCAGUUUGUUUUUGAAUCUAAGAUUCUUCGAGUCUUGGCACGAUGCUGAUGUGAAGGCUGGACGAAGUCGGGCAGCGUACAUCUCUUGGUAUUUCACGCUCGCUCACGAAAUCGCCCAUAACCUCGUCCAACCACAUAACUCUGAACACGAGUUCUACUUUUCUGCUAUCUGCGAGAAGUACUUUGGCGAGAUCUCCAAGUUGUUAGCAUAA